GCUGCAUGCACUCUGGUGUGAGCGGCGUGGUGGGCAGAGGAUGUGGAAUGGCACAGCCCCUGGUGCCUCUGUGUGCUUGGUGCUUUCUUUACCCUUAUGGCUGCGUCUGCCCUUCCUCCUGGGGCCGGUAGUCCAUGCCUCCAUGCAUACUUGCGUGUUACAGGGUGUGCAGCAACAUUGAUUGACAGGUUACUAGGCAUCUGGUGUGCACAUCUCAUACGGUACCUACCUCUACCUCUGUGUGUCCCUGCAUGGUCACGUGUGGAGUUGGUAUGCUUAUGUUACCACUCCUGUGUGUGUUGAGGUGACUAAGCCUAUGCAGGCCUCCAUGCAUGUCCCCCCUCCUCCCUGGUGACAUGAAACCCCAGCAUCCAUUCUUUUCUGGGGUGGCUGCUGUUUCUUUACUUCUUGCAUUUCCUCCACAACCUGACCUCUCCCUCAAGGCAGGGUUGGGGAGAGGCCAGGCUGCCCCUUCCCAACACCUAGAACCCUCCUUCCAUUUCCUGUUUCCUCCUUUUUGGCAGCCUUUUCCAUCUUGCCAUCUGGCCUGGCACUCUGCCUAUUCAGCUCCACUGAAGGGAGCCUCAGGGAACAGCGGAUGGGGUGGGGACUGGGCAGGGGCCUGGCAGCUCUCAGCGCUCAGCUUGGGCUGCUCUGUGUAAGGCUGUCAGAAACGGAUGACUUUUUGACAAAUAGGCCCCACUAUAAAGAAACCCAAGGACUUUUCUUUUGGAAUGAGAGCAUUACCAUCUCCUUUAUGAAAAGAUUCUUUAAAAAAAAGAUUCUUAACUUUACCUUCAAGUAACAACUCAUGUAAUACAUUUUGGUCUAUUUAACAUUGUAACUUUGUCAACUGAAAGACUUGAAAUUCUUGGAAAAUAAUUGUUCAUUCACUCAUUCAAUGUCUAGUAUGUGCCCCCUAGUUGUAACGUGUAUUGAUUUUCCAAGUAAUGGUUAAGAAAGAUAAAGUGUUACUGUAAGUAUAGUGUGAACUGUUAAUGAAAUUUUAAUGCAGGCUGUUUCCAAAUAGGCCUUUUUAAGGUACAUGAUCUUUUACUAAGUGAGUUAUACAUAGUCAGAAAUGUGAUAAGAAGUGGUUAGUUGUUGUUUUCCGAUAUCACUUGCCCUGGGGAGGAGGUGAUGGACUUAGGGUGAGAAGCCCUGUGGAGGAGCACAGGGGGCAGGAAAGGAGGCCCCCUGCCGACAGACACACGUCGUGGGGAGCAGAACCCCCGCCCCUCAUGCAACCCUCAGAUGACUGCAGCUGCACAGGACUGCAACCCAGCAGAGUCAUCCCAGAUUCCUAUCACUCAGAAACUGUGGGGAUGCUUAUUGUUUUAAGCCGCUAAAUUUUGAGGUAUUUUUAUGCAGCAAUAUGUAACUAAUACAUAUUUUAAUCUUUGAGGCAUAAAAUAAAUAGGUCAAGAAUUACCUGUUCUACAAAAUAUUGAAAAGCACCCUGUCCUGAUAUGCCAAGGUUGUGGGUUCGAUCUCCAGUCAGGGCACGUAUAAGAAGCAACCAGUGAAUGCAUUAAAAUUUAAAAAAAAAAAGAAAAGAAGAAGUGGUCAGCUGUAAAAAAGAAACAAAAUGUGGUUAGCCGACUGCACUGAUAUGAAAUGUAGCAGAAUCACAGACUGAAUAAACAGGGGGGGAGGGGCAGAUACCCUGCCCCACAGCCAGUGAAUACCACAGAGCCUGCUAAGCAGAGAGACUGAAGUGUGCGUGAGCUUGGGAAAGAAAGCAGUGACAAAUGUGGUCCCUGCCCCAGGAUCCUACCAUCUAGUCGGGGAAAUGGAACAAACAGACAUAAAACAACCUGAGGAGUGUGAAGCAGCAAGCUAAGUGCUUACGUAGUUAAGGUAAGGAAAAUGAAGUUCAGAGCGAUUAAGACACUCUUCUGUGGACAAAAUCUAGGCAAAUCGGCAAAGCCAGGAUUUAAACCCAAGCAGUCCAGCACUGUGCUCUGGGGCCUUGCUCCAGAAAGCCACUCUGGCCAAAUGAAAGGUCUGCAGAUGAUGAAGCUCUGACCAAAGGCAUCCAUCUGCCCUGCAGCCGUAGCCCACAUUCUCAUGCCCUGCCUCAGCUCGCUUUGGGACUGUCUCUGUGCAGCCUCCAGGGCCCCUGUUCUGGAGAUAAAAGUGAUGCCAGGACCCUGAUGUGCUCCAUGAUGCCCCAAGCCUAGCUCCUCGGCACACUUAGGCACGAUGUUGGUCAACUCCUUCGCCAACACUUCUACCAACAACUCUGAGGUCCCGUGCCCUGACUACCGGAACACCCACCGCCUGCACAUGGUGGUCUACAGCCUAGUUCUGGCCGCAGGGCUUCCGCUCAACGCGCUGGCCCUCUGGGUCUUCUUGCGCGCUCUGCGCGUACACUCAGUGGUGAGCGUGUACAUGUGCAACCUGGCGGCCAGUGACCUGCUCUUCACCCUAUCGUUGCCAGUGCGCCUCUCCUACUAUGCGCUGCACCACUGGCCCUUCCCGGACCUCUUGUGCCAGACAGCAGGGGCCAUCUUUCAGAUGAACAUGUACGGCAGCUGUAUCUUCCUGACCCUCAUCAACAUUGACCGCUACGCUGCCGUCGUGCACCCGCUGCGGCUGCGCCACCUGCGGCGGCCCCGCGUGGCGCGGCUGCUGUGCCUGGGCGUGUGGGUGCUCAUCCUGGUGUUCGCAGUGCCCACUGUGCUCGUGCACAAGCCGUCGCCCUGCAGCUCCCAUGGCCUCCAUGUGCGCCUGUGCUUUGAGAGCUUCAGCGAAGAGCUGUGGCAAGGGGGGCUGCUACCGCUCGUGCUGCUGGCCGAGGCGCUGGGCUUCCUGCUGCCGCUGGUGGCCGUGGUCUAUUCAUCCAGUAGGGUCUUCUGGACCUUGGCGAGGCCUGACGCCACGCAGAGCCUGCGGCGGCGGAAGACGGUGCACCUCCUGCUGGCCAACCUGGUUAUCUUCCUGCUGUGCUUCGUGCCCUACAACACCACGCUGGCCGUCUAUGGGCUGCUGCGGAGCAACCUGGUGGUGGGGAGCCAGGCGGCCCGUGAUAACGUGCGCGGGGUGCUGAUGGUGUUGGUGCUGCUGGCCGGCGCCAACUGCGUUCUGGACCCGCUAGUGUAUUACUUUAGUGCCGAGGGUUUCCGCAACACCCUGCGCGGCCUGGGCUCUCCUUUCAGGCCCAGCACCUCGGCCACCAACGGGAUUGGAGGGGCGCUUGCCCAAAGGCCCUCUGAGAAUACCAACACCAUGAGGCCUGCUUCCGCCAACCAAGGACUGCUCCGGCAUUCCAGUCUCCGGGCGCCCUUCAGCCAGAGCCCUGAGGAUUCUGUCCUCUGAACGCACAAAGGGCCCUAGUGCGGUUACAUCCAUCUCUAUCCCCUCACGCUUCUCACACUCGGAAGACUUGCAGGGUGCGCCUACUUGCAGGGCGUAUACAUGAUCAGACACCUGUGUUUCUGCAUAGCAACUUCAGUUCAUAAAUGCAGAAGGAGCAAAGUGUGGGAACAAGGGGCACAAGGAAGGAAGAGUGCUGGUAGAAAUGUCUUUAAAUUGGCGGUGUUGGUGAGCGUGGGGAAGACCUCUUUUCCUGUCCUUAGGAAGUGAUGCUGUGAGCCUGCCAAUACAGAGAGAGGCAGAACACUGGAUGAAGUGCCCUUGGCGGGACUUGAAACACUGCUGAGAGCUGGCUGACCGGGCAGAAAACCGGUGUCCUGGAUUUAGACUGACCACAGCAGUCUUAAGGCCAUAGAUGCCGCCCACAUUUCAUCUCCACCUCUGCUUCCCCUGCCUGGCAUUGAGGCCAUAAUAUGAGAGUGCAUUGGAUACACAGAACUGGUUUCCUUUUUGUAUAGAGGUUUGUAACAAGUUAGACCCGACCCCCAACAUGAGGUGGUUGGGGGCAGGGCAAAACCGUGAGAAGGUUUUUUCCUCCAAAAUCUUGGCCUCUCUUUCCCUUUCUAAGUGUUAUCCUUAAACUUUAACUCCCUUCCAAGACCUCCUCCAAUCUAGGUCCUAAGUCUCCCCCUCUCCCCCCACCCCUGCUUCGUCUACAAUAAGGAAACAAUUGUACUAACAUGGCAGUUCUCAAGCUUUUUGGUCUCAGACCCUUUUACACUCUUAAAAACUGAGGAUUCUAAAGAGCUUUUGCUUGUACUUUACCACAUUAGAAAUUAGAUACUUACCGUAUUAGAAAUUAAAACGAAGCUUUUAAAACAAAUUCGUAAGCACACAUUUCAUUAGUGGUGAGUGCAAUGAUAUCAUCAUAUUUCAUGAAGCCUCUGGAAAACCCCACUGUAUAUUAGUGAGAGAACAAGAGUGGAAAGAACAAACGACUGGUAUGGUCAUACUGCUGUCCUCAUCGGCUUCAGAACUCGUCAGACCCUGUACUCAUCACAUUUUGACGAGAAACAAAAAUGCUUCAGCACUCAGCACUUGCUCGGCGGGACUCGUUGGUUUGGGCACCGUCACUGAGUUUCGGAAGGAGUUACUGACAAGUACCAAGGAUCUCAAGGAGGAGCUGCUCUUCAUGAAGAACCCUGAGGAGGAAGGGUCUACAAAACCAGAUUGCCACCUCUAGGUUGAUAGUGGAGUUGGAUGUGCCCAAAUCUCAGGACCUCAGCAAGAUCGCUGCAGACAUCUGGGCCCGGUAUGAUGACUGACUGGCUUGGGAGAACUGACAGGAUCUAGACAAGUACUGGUCUCAGCAGAUUGAGGAGAGCACCACAGUGGUCACCUCGCAGACAUCUAAGAUGGGAGCCGCUGAGAUGACACAGAGCUGAGACAUAUGGUCCAGUCCUUCCAGAUUGACCUGGACUUGGUGAGAAAGGCCAGUUUGGAGCACAUCCUGAGGGAGGUGGAGCCGCACCACGCCGUGCAGAUGGGACAGCUCACUGGGCUCCUGCUGCCCCUGGAGUCAGAGCUGGCCCAGACCUGGGCAGAAGGGCAGCGCCAAGCCCGAGUACCAGGCCUUGCUGAGCAUCAAGGUCAAAAUGAAGGCUGAGAUCGCCACCUACUGUGGCUUGCUGGAAAAAGGGGGGGACUUCAAUCUUGGUGAUGCCCUGGACAACAGCCAGUGCAUCCAAAAGACCACCACCUGAAGGAUUGUGGAUGGCAAAGUGAUGUCCGAGGUCAACGACAGCCAAGUUCUGAGGUGUUAAGGCAGCAGAAGUGGGGCAACCCUUGAGCAGGAGGCCAACAAAAAGUUCAGAAAUCAAAAUAAAAUAUAAUAAAAACA
Molecule: messenger RNA, 5218 nt
Organism: Artibeus jamaicensis (Jamaican fruit-eating bat)
Lineage: Eukaryota; Metazoa; Chordata; Mammalia; Chiroptera; Phyllostomidae
Gene: LPAR5
Product: lysophosphatidic acid receptor 5
Exons: 4
Coding region: 2206-3321 (371 amino acids)
Biological process (GO): behavioral response to pain; G protein-coupled receptor signaling pathway
Cellular component (GO): membrane
Molecular function (GO): G protein-coupled receptor activity
Source: RefSeq, a predicted model, not a curated record